CCUGAGCGCUGCGCCGCUCCCUGAGAGUGACUUGGGGAAAGGCUCCCAUCUGCCGCCGCCUAUAGCCCAGGAAAGUUCCUGCCCCGGCUCUCAGUUCCCUGCCCAAGCUCUCAGUACAGCAGCCAGGGAGGACUGCGUGCCCUGGGAUUGGCAGGGGGGAGGCUGCUGCCCCUCUCUCCUGCACUGGGACUGUGCCAGGCUCAGCAAAAAGAAAGCGCUGAGUAAGGAAGACAGAAGCUGGAGCAGCCUAGCAGCAGCAGCAGCGGCGAGUCCCGACACGGCGUCCCUCCUGCCUGUGCCAAAGCUCCGGCUACACGACUUCUGCACCGGGCACGGGUGUGCGGCUGAGGCGCACUCAGGGUGCAGCGCUGGAGUGAGCAGACGUGACCAGUAUGGCCGGAGAGCUGCCCAUUGGCACAGAUUUACCCACCAGCCCACUGGCCAUGGAGUAUGUCAAUGACUUUGAUUUGAUGAAGUUUGAUGUCAAGAAAGAGCCACUGAACGGCAGAGCAGAGCGCCCCAUACGCCAGUGCAACCGGCUGCAGCCCACCGGCUCCGUCUCCUCCACCCCCAUCAGCACACCGUGCAGCUCCGUGCCCUCUUCCCCCAGCUUCAGCCCGACGGAGCAGAAGACCCACCUGGAGGAUCUCUACUGGAUGGCGAACAGCUACCAGCAGGUCAACCCCGAGGCGCUCAACCUCACCCCUGAGGACGCCGUGGAAGCUCUCAUAGGACCCCACCAGCUGCCACCACAGCUGCAAGGGUUUGAGAGCUUCAGGGGCCACCACCACGGCCACCAUCACCAUCACAGCCACCACCACCAAAACCCCCACCAGUACCAGAACUUGCCCCAUGAGGAGUUGAUGCACCCUCAACAGCACCCACACCACCACCACCAUCACCACCACCACCCCCAGGAUUCCCCAUCCCCAUCCAGCUCCUCCACCUCUUCCCAGCAGCUGCAGAACAGCCACCAGCAACACCAGUCCAACAACCAGAUAGAGGACAGGUUCUCCGACGACCAGCUGGUCUCCAUGUCUGUCCGGGAGCUUAACAGGCACCUGAGGGGCUUCACCAAGGACGAUGUCAUCCGCCUGAAACAGAAGAGAAGAACCCUGAAGAACAGGGGGUACGCCCAGUCGUGCAGGUACAAGAGGGUGCAGCAGAAGCACCACCUGGAGAACGAGAAGACGCAGCUUAUCCAGCAGGUGGAACAGCUGAAGCAGGAGGUGACCCGCCUGGUCAGGGAGCGAGAUGCCUACAAGAUGAAGUGCGAGAAACUGACCACCAGCAGCUUCAGGGAAGCCGGCUCCACCAGCGACAACCCCUCGUCCCCGGAGUUCUUCAUGUGAGUCUCCCUGUGGCCUCUCCAGCCCGAACUCUGCGCAGAGGGGGCUGCAUUGCCAGACGAGCUGAGUGCCCACUCUUUGUACACUUGUCUCCUGGGAGGGGGGGGGGGAGGUAGGGGGAUCAUGGGUGCACCCGAGAACGUGAGACUAUGCUACUCUGCUGGAUACUGUUUUGGGGGGGGUGGCACCAGCUUUUUUUUUUUUUUUUUUUUUUAAUGUGGGUAGGGUGCAAGGUAAGGGAAAGAUGGGAGAUGACUUUGGCAAUGGUUUGGUUUGAUAAUGCCAUCCAGGACUCUCUCGGACAAUAACACUGCCACUACGGAAGGAGAGACAAAAAAGUAGCAAACUUUGCAGACAGAUUUUUCCUAUAAAUCAGCUUUGGGUGAUAGAAAACAAAGACAACUGAGAUUGAUCAGGUGGGACAUUAAGUGCACCCUUAUCCCUCGUGGUUUUAUUGCCUGCUUGUUAUCUAGAAAAUAUAAAAAAAAUCUGCAUUAAAAAUAUUAAUCCUGCAUGCUGGACAUGUAUGGUAAUACUUUCUAUUUUGUACCAUUAUCUUGUUUAACCUGAGCAUGCUUUCCCUUGGCUCAUACCUCAGACUGUCAUUAGUUCUGUUGUUUUAGGUGUACCUGUCUGUCGCUAGAUGCCUAACCUGUAAAUAUAAAGCCACUUUCACCUAUCUUCACCAUCUCACAUGGUUAGUGUAAGUACUUUUCUCAUAAGUAGACAUUGUGGGCAUUUUCUUUCACUGUGUAAAGAACAAAGUUUUGUCCAUGUGGCACACCUAACAUUUUGCCCUCUACUUUUUGUUGCUAAAUUUUGUUAUUAUGAUGUCUCAUUUUUAAGCAAGCACAACUGAAUGAAAACUCAGUUUUCCCAUUUAUGGAGGUGUCUAUAUGGUUGGUGGUGAUUUAUGAGAAGUUAUUAUUGACCCUGGGCUAGUAUUUUAUAUAUAUAUAUAUAUAUAUAUAUAUAUAUAUAUAUAUAUAUAUAUAUAGGUAGAUAUAACUAUAAAUAAUUUAUAGUGUGCUCAAAGCAAUUGGCUAGAAUCAGGGUAUUACACUUUACGCACCAGAGUGACCUGCUGUAUAAUACCAUACAUUCCAGCUUUCCUCGCAAGGCUAAUUUGGUAUUAUUCCCCCAAAAUACAGUAGAAACUAUAUUAUUUCCCCUUAACGUAAGGCACCAGUAUCUGAGUUUAAUUCUUGCUGACACCAGGAUUGUGCAAAACUGCUAUAACAUACUCUCUAAGGACAAAAGCAAGGCUAUGUUCUGACAGCUUAAAUGGUGACUUAUAUAGAUACUAAAUGCUUUCUAUCAACUCUGGUAUUAAGCGUUUAUGUUCUCUUACUUAUUUGCUAGUACACCUCCUGCUCAGUUUAUUUAUAAAUAUAUGUAUGUAGCCGUUAUUUGCAGCCGGUUGCUGUGCAGUUUCAUUUAUUUUCUGCAGGUCAGUAAAAGUUAAGUGAUGCUUUGGGAUCACAGCAUACCAAAUUAAGAGAAAAAAACAAACAUUUUUUUAUAUAUGUUUUUUUUUUUGGUUUGUUUUAUGUUCCUUUCAAAUUUUUGCACUGCUGGUGCAGAUGCAUUUUAAUUUUUGUUUAUAAAUUAAUGGUAGUAAACAGGAUUAUAUAGACAGCAUGAUGCUUACAGUUAUAAAAUACUGAGGAUCUUUUGUCAAUGCAUCAGUAAUGAUCUGUAGGGGUUAUAUUACUUUCCUUUUUUCCUGAUUCAACUGUGUUGAAAUCACGUCUCUAGCAACAUGAUGUUUUUAUUUCAUGUAGAUUCUGAAGGGAUGAAUUUCAACCCCUGCUUCUGAUAAUAUGAAAAAAGACGAAAGUUCAAACCUGGUCUAUUGUAGUUUUAUUCAGACUGGUUUCUGUUUUUUUGUUAAUAAAAUUGUUUCCUAUUUUGCUUAUUAAAAAUCAUUGAAAUGGC
Molecule: messenger RNA, 3287 nt
Organism: Pseudophryne corroboree (corroboree frog)
Lineage: Eukaryota; Metazoa; Chordata; Amphibia; Anura; Myobatrachidae
Gene: MAFB
Product: MAF bZIP transcription factor B
Exons: 1
Coding region: 393-1352 (319 amino acids)
Biological process (GO): regulation of transcription by RNA polymerase II; regulation of myeloid cell differentiation
Cellular component (GO): nucleus
Molecular function (GO): DNA-binding transcription factor activity, RNA polymerase II-specific; RNA polymerase II cis-regulatory region sequence-specific DNA binding
Source: RefSeq, a predicted model, not a curated record